This is a messenger RNA of Ictalurus furcatus (blue catfish), 1099 nucleotides long. It is a transcript of the gene terb2, whose product is annotated as telomere repeat binding bouquet formation protein 2. Gene Ontology annotation, cellular component: nuclear inner membrane. The coding region runs from base 215 to 946 and encodes 243 amino acids. The transcript has 6 exons. Lineage: Eukaryota; Metazoa; Chordata; Actinopteri; Siluriformes; Ictaluridae. Gene Ontology annotation, biological process: homologous chromosome pairing at meiosis; meiotic attachment of telomere to nuclear envelope. The record is from RefSeq and is a predicted model, not a curated record.
AGUUUUACACCACAACGUGCUAACUGACCUAAAACUGACUUUUCAUCGUUCCAUUUCUACAUCUGUGUAAAAACAAACAAACAGCAACAAAACAACAACCCGUAGCUAGCAUGAGCAGUUCGUUGAAAAUGAUUUAGCUGAAGUACAUAUUGAAAGUCGAAACCAACGAUUUAGAACUAAACAACUGUUAGAGAACACAUUUUAGCAAAGGAAUAUGUUUAAAAACAAAACAGCUUGGUUCUCAGACAGUGUAAAGAGAGACAUUCCCAGGUUUUGGGUGUCUGAGGGCGGCGUUAUCUCCGACUGGAAAACAGCUGAUUAUCUUUUCAGUGACGAGGCCUCCUGUCCUGACACGAAAAGGAUCCACGUGAGUGAUGAGUAUGUGAUGGACAGAGCCACGGUAUUUCACAGCGCCUACCUGUCCACCUGUAGGCUGCGGCGGAGCACCAAAUCUGUGCCACUUGGUCAUUAUCUACUACCUCCUGUUUCGAUACAGAGAGAGGUGAAAGCCAAGAUUGGAAGGUUUAUAUGGGAGCAGGAUGAGAUGCUAGGAGUGACUGUGAGUAUAUUGAUUUGUAUAGCAUUAUUUCUAUUGAUCAGUAUUGGUUGUAAAUCUUCUCUCACACCUCAUUUAUUAAAGACGCCACAUGGAAACCGAAGCACCGGACAGAUGUUGAACAUCCGGCCUGAUGCUAAAGGAAGUCCGUCAGAGAAAAGAAAGAAAAGGCAGGAGAACCGCAUGAACACAUCUCCAUCAACAGACGAAUCGGUCUGUUGUGAGGCGCAGCUCUAUCCUGUAAACAACAUGGUCUCAGGUUACGUCCAUAUUGACCAGCUAAAGAGGUUCUCAGGAGAGCUGCACGACUUCCUUCCGUCCCACUCGGGUUAUUCGGUCUCUAGAUCUCACAGCAGGAGACUUCCUUAUCAGUACAAAGAGGGACACUGACGGGAGACAAACUAGAAAUUAGAAUUUUUAUACACAGCAAAAUAUACAGCAAGACAAGCGGGAGACUGUGUGAAUAUGUAUUUAUCUCGAUUUUAGAUGAUCGAAUUAUUCAAUCUACACAAUAUACGACUGAGUAAAGAAGCUUUGUAACGA